Arabidopsis arenosa is the source of this 3975-nucleotide messenger RNA. Lineage: Eukaryota; Viridiplantae; Streptophyta; Magnoliopsida; Brassicales; Brassicaceae. The record is from the annotation of a GenBank genome assembly.
CUUGCAACAAUGGCAUCUAGAACCAAAACUGGUUUGAUGGAGACUCCUCGUAGUAAACCAUCACCACCACCUCCUCGACUGAGUAAACUCUCUGCUUCUAAAUCCGAUGGCAAUUCGGCUUCCCCGGUGCCAAAUACUCGUCUUUCCCUUGACCGUUCUCCUCCAACAGUUAACUCAAAGCCUACUCCUGACCGGCGACCUUCUCGGAUUCCUACACCCGAGAAAGUGCAUUCACGGUUGGUAAAAGGAACGGAGCUGCAGACUCAGUUGAAUCAAAUUCAGGAGGAUUUAAAGAAAGCUGAUGAGCAAAUAGAAUUGCUCAAGAAAGAUAAAGCUAAAGCUAUAGAUGAUCUUAAAGAAUCCGAGAAACUUGUAGAAGAAGCCAAUGAGAAACUCAGAGAAGCAUUGGCAGCUCAGAAACGAGCUGAGGAGAGUUUCGAGGUUGAGAAAUUCCGAGCUGUUGAACUGGAACAGGCUGGACUUGAAGCUUUUCAGAAAAAGGACGUAACUUCGAGAAACGAGCUAGAGUCUAUUAGAAGCCAGCAUGCGUUGGACAUCUCAGCUCUCCUCUCUACCACAGAAGAACUCCAGAGGGUAAAACAUGAAUUGUCUAUGACCGCUGAUGCUAAAAACAAGGCGCUAAGCCAUGCUGAGGAAGCGACAAAGAUUGCUGAAAUCCAUGCUGAGAAGGCUGAGAUUCUUUCUUCUGAAUUAGGCCGGUUAAAGGCAUUACUCGGUUCAAAGGAAGAAAAAGAAGCUAUUGAAGGUAAUGAGAUAGUGUCUAAACUGAAGUCUGAGAUUGAAAUGUUGAGAGGGGAGCUUGACAAAGUUAGUAUCCUUGAGAGUAGUGUGAAAGAGCAAGAAGGAUUAAUCGAACAGCUUAACGUUGAUCUUGAAGCUGCUAAAAUGGCUGAAUCUUGUACUAAUAGCUUAGCAGAAGAAUGGAAGAACAAGGUUUGCAUUGCAAAAGAAGAGGCUUCUAAGAUGGAAAAACUUGUUGAAUCAAUAAAAUCUGAGCUUGAGAUCUCCCAAGAGGAAAAAACUAGGGCCUUGGACAAUGAAAAGGCUGCAGCAUCAAAUAUUCAGACUCUAUUGAAGGAAAAGACAGAGCUUUCAAUAGAAUUGGAACGUUGUAAGAUGGAAGAAGAGAAGAGCAAGAAAGAAAUAGAGAGCUUGACGUUGGCCUUGCAGGAAGCAUAUACUGAAGCAAGUGAAGCGAAGGAAAAGUUCUUGGCAUGUCAAGAGGAACUCAAGAACUGUGAAUCCCAGGUUGACAGUUUGAAGGUGGCUUCAAAGGAGACAAAUGAAAAGUAUGAGAAAAUGCUUGAGGAUGCUAGAAAUGAAAUUGAUAGUCUGAAAAGUACUGUAGAUAGCAUCCAGAACGAGUUCGAGAACUCUAAGGCUGGGUGGGAACAGAAAGAACUUGAUCUGAUGGGUUGUGUGAAGAAAUCAGAAGAAGAAAAUUCGUCUUCUCAGGUAGAAGUAAGCAGGCUGAUGAAUUUGCUCAAAGAGAGCGAAGAAGAUGCACAUGCUAGGAAGGAGGAAGAAGCCUGUCUUAAAAAUAAUCUCAAAGAAGCUGAGGUGGAGGUAAAGUAUCUGCAGGAAACACUUGGAGAAGCAAAAGCCGAAAGCAUGAAACUGAAAGAGAGCUUGUUGGACAAAGAAGAAGAGCUAAAGAAUGUCAUGGCAGAAAACAGCAGCCUCAGAGAAUGGGAAGGUUCUGUACUUGAGAAAAUUGAGGAGUUGUCAAAGGUAAAGGAAAGCUUGGUUGAUAAAGAAAGCAAGCUGCAGAGCAUUACUCAAGAAGCUGCGGAGCUGAAAGGAAGGGAGGCUGCUCAUAUGAAGCAGAUUGAGGAGUUGUCGAUGGCGAAUGGAAGCUUGGUUGAUAAUGCAACCAAAUUGCAGAGCAUUAUUCAAGAAAGUGAGGAUCUCAAAGAAAAGGAAGCUGGUUAUCUUAAGAAGAUUGAGGAGUUAUCAGUAGCAAAUGAGAGCCUGGUUGAUAACGUAACAGAUCUACAAAGCAUUGUUCAAGAAAGUAAGGAUCUCAAAGAAAGGGAGGUUGCUUAUCUUAAGAAGAUUGAGGAGUUGUCAGUUGCAAAUGAGAGCUUGAUUGAUAAAGAGACCAAACUGCAGCACAUUGAUCAAGAGGCUGAGGAGCUCCGAGGAAGGGAGGCUGCUCAUUUGAAGAAGAUUGAGGAGUUGUCAAAGGAAAAUGAGAACUUGGUUGAUAAUGUAUCCAAUAUGCAAAACAUUGCUCAAGAAAGUAAGGAUCUCAAAGAAAGGGAGGCUGCUUACCUUAAGAAGAUUGAGGAGUUGUCAACAGCGAAUGGGAGCUUGGCUGAUAACGUAACCAAUCUGCAGAAAAUAUCUGAAGAAAGUAAGGAGCUCAGAGAAAGAGAGGCUACAUUACUUAGGAAGACAGAGGAGUUGUCAGAAUUGAAUGAAGGCUUAGUUGAUAAAGCGUGCAAAUUGCAAACAGUUGUUCAGGAAAAUGAAGAAUUGAAAGAAAGAGAGACUGCUUAUCUUAAAAAGAUUGAGGAGUUGUCAAAGUUGCACGAAAUCUUAUCUGAUCAAGAAACCAAACUCCAGAGUUCUAUUGAUGAAAAAGAGGAGCUCAAAGAAAGGGAGGCUGCUAUCCUUAAGAAGAUUGAGGAGUUGUCAAAGGUGCAAGAGGAUCUUCUUAAUAAAGAAAAUGAGUUGCAUGGUAUGGUCGUGGAGAUUGAGGACCUUAGAUCCAAGAACUCUGUUGCCCAAAAGAAGAUAGAAGAGUUAUCAAAUUUUAAUGCAAGUUUGCUCGUUAAAGAGAAUGAGUUGCAGGCUGUCGUCUGCGAGAAUGAGGAACUGAAGUCCAAGCAGGUUUCAUCACUAAAGACGAUAGACGAGCUGUCAGAUCUGAAACAAAGUUUGAUUCACAAGGAAAAGGAGCUGCAGGCUGCAAUUGUUGAAAAUGAGAAGCUCAAGGCUGAAGCAGCCUUGUCCCUCCAGAGGAUUGAAGAGUUGACAAAUCUUAAACAGAGUUUGAUCGAUAAGCAGAACGAACUGCAGGGUGUCUUUCAUGAAAACGAGGAGCUUAAGGCCAAGGAGGCUUCGUCUUUGAAAAAGAUUGAUGAGUUGUUACAUCUUGAGCAAAGUUGGCUUGAAAAGGAAAGUGAGUUUCAAAGAGUUACUCAAGAAAACCAAGAGCUUAAAUCGCAGGAUGCUUUAGCAGCAAAGAAAAUAGAGGAGUUGUCGAAGCUGAAAGAGAGUUUACUUGAAAAAGAAACUGAGCUAAAAGGCAGGGAAGCUGCCGCCCUUGAGAAAAUGGAAGAAUCAUCAAAGCUUGGAAACGGUGAGCACACCAGCAUCGGAAAAGAUUAUGACUUGGUUCAGUUUUCGGAAGUAAAUGGGCCUAGUAAUGGGGAGGAAAAGGCAAAGACUGGCCAUUUUCAACACAGAAGCAGAGAGCAUAUGACACAAGAAAGUCCAAUGGAAGCAAUUGAUAAACAUUUGAUGGGUGAAAGAGCAGCAACUCAUACGGUAGGUCACGGAAUUGAAGGAGAAGGGAAUGCAGAGAAAGACCGUGUGGAGUCUGAAUUCAAGAUGUGGGAUAGCUACAAGAUAGAAAAAAGCGAAGUAUCUCCAGAGAGAGAGACCGAACUCGACUCUGUGGAAGAGGAAGUUGAGUCGAAAGCAGAAGGCAGUGAGAACAUGGAUCAGUACAGCAAUGGCUUUUCUUCAACAGACCACACUGAAGAUUCCGGAAAUCUGCUCUUAAAGGAACAACAUAUGAAGAAGAAGAAACCCUUGCUCCGGAAAUUCGGAAACCUGCUUAAAAAGAAGAGUACAAGCAGCAGCAGUCAAAAGUAGAGGAAGAUGAUCUCUUUACAACGGGGCUUUCUUGGUUUAUAUUCAUCGUCUUAAAAUUUCUUACGAGCAUAGCUCUAUAUAUUUGAUCUAUGCUUCCACAUGGCUACCAAAUCAAGAUUUAGAUUGUCU